AUGACCUAUAUUAGUCUCGUAAUCGUAGAAAAGAAAGAUGGAUCACUGAGACUGUGUUUAGAACCGAAAGAUCUUAAUAACUCAAUAAAAAGAGGACAUUACAAAGCACCGUCCGCUGAAUCCAUCUCAAAUCACCUGAGUGGAAAGAAAUUAUUCAAUACACCGUUCGGUCGAUACAAGUUCAAUCGCAUGCCUUUUGGCAUAUGUUCAGCAUCGGAUGUAGCGCAGAAAAUGGUAGAUGAUGAAUUUUCUGACAUCCCUGGUGCACUAGCAGUACAUGAUGACAUCAUAGUCUCAGGUGCCAACACAGAAGAGCAUGACAUACAUGUAGCUCUAGAGAAAGUCCUACAUCGAGCAACAGAACGAAACAUAAAAUUCAACAAGAAGAUCCAACUACGAGUCACUGAAGUGAAAUAG
Molecule: messenger RNA, 417 nt
Organism: Paramuricea clavata
Lineage: Eukaryota; Metazoa; Cnidaria; Anthozoa; Malacalcyonacea; Plexauridae
Source: the annotation of a GenBank genome assembly